Molecule: messenger RNA, 2116 nt
Organism: Choloepus didactylus (southern two-toed sloth)
Lineage: Eukaryota; Metazoa; Chordata; Mammalia; Pilosa; Megalonychidae
Gene: AMDHD1
Product: amidohydrolase domain containing 1
Exons: 9
Coding region: 105-1385 (426 amino acids)
Cellular component (GO): cytoplasm
Molecular function (GO): imidazolonepropionase activity
Source: RefSeq, a predicted model, not a curated record
CUGGGCGGCAUGACCUGUGGACUUCCGCCCGCCUCGGUCCUCUUCGGCCCACUGGCCCGCGGCGGAGCCCGGCGGCUUCUCUGCGGCCCGCGGCGCGCCGCAACAUGGCGGGCUGCCACCGCCUCCUGCUGGAGAACGCGCAGCAAGUGGUGCUGGUGUGCGCCCGCGGCGAGCGCUACCUGGUGCGGGACGCGCUGCGCAGCCUGGCGGUGCUGGAGGGCGCCAGCCUCGUGGUGGGCACAGAUGGAUUUAUAAAAGCCAUUGGUCCAGCAGAUGCUAUCCAAAGACAGUUUUCCGGAGAAAAUUUUGAAGAAAGAAUAGACUGUUCUGGGAAAUGUAUCUUACCAGGUUUGGUGGAUGCACACACACAUCCAGUGUGGGCUGGGGAGAGAGUUCACGAGUUUGCAAUGAAGUUGGCAGGAGCCACUUACAUGGACAUUCACCAGGCUGGAGGAGGGAUCAACUUCACUGUGGAGUGCACUCGCCAAGCCUCGGAAGAGGAGCUGUUCAUGUCCUUCCGGCAGCGGCUUCUGUCCAUGAUGAGGGCUGGGACCACGCUGGUGGAGUGCAAGAGCGGAUACGGCCUCAACCUGGAGACGGAACUCAAGAUGCUCCGCGUGAUCGAGCGCGCCCAGCGGGAGCUGGACAUCGGCAUUUCGGCCACUUACUGCGGGGCUCACUCAGUGCCCAAAGGAAAAACUGCUACUGAAGCUGCUGAUGACAUUGUCAAAAACCACCUCCCUAAGCUGAAGGAACUUGGCAGAAAUGGAAAAAUACACGUUGACAAUAUAGAUGUGUUUUGUGAGAAGGGCGUUUUUGAUCUUCACUCUACCCGAAGGAUCCUUCAAAGUGGAAAAGAUAUAGGGUUACAGAUUAACUUCCAUGGGGAUGAGCUCCAUCCCAUGAAGGCUGCUGAGCUUGGGGCUGAACUGGGAGCCCAGGCAAUUAGCCACCUGGAAGAAGUAAGUGAUGAAGGCAUCGCUGCCAUGGCAACGGCCAGGUGUUCUGCUAUCCUUCUGCCCACCACUGCCUACAUGCUGAGGCUGAAGCAGCCUCGAGCCAGGAAGAUGUUAGAUGAAGGCGUAAUAGUUGCUCUGGGCAGUGAUUUCAACCCUAACGCAUAUUGCUUUUCAAUGCCGAUAGUCAUGCAUUUGGCCUGUGUGAACAUGAAAAUGUCCAUGCCCGAGGCUUUGGCCGCUGCCACCAUCAAUGCAGCUUACGCACUGGGAAAAUCUCAUGCACAUGGAUCUUUGGAAGUUGGCAAACAGGGAGAUCUCAUUAUCAUCAAUUCAUCCAGAUGGGAACAUUUGAUUUACCAGUUUGGAGGCCAUCAUGAACUAAUUGAAUAUGUUAUAGCUAAAGGAAAAGUCAUCUAUAAAAAAUGACAAAUUUGGAAGAAGAGAGGAGCUUCUAGACUAUAAUACAAAUUUCAAUAUAAUUAUGUUAAAAGUUAAAACACCUUAGUUUACCAGAAUUAUCUCACAAUUAAAUGUAUUUACAUGUUUUAUUAAUCCAGUAAAAAAAUCCCAAGGUAUUAAUUUAUAAUUGAUGUGCACCUGAACAUGUAAACAGUAAGACGACUAUGCAAAUAAACUCAAAAUAUUAAAUUAUUUCACAAAAAUUUGUUACAAAUAUUCUGAAGAUUAGUAUGAUGGGUUAUCAUAAAAAUGCCCUUGUUGGGUAAAGUAGACUGGCUUUUCAUUUUGUUUCUGUUUUUCAUAUUUUGGUGUUUGGACUAUAUUUAGUGAACAUUGGGGGAUGGAGGGAAACUCAAAAUGAUAUGUCCAAAAUAAGCUCAACAAAGGAUCCUAGGCCUUCUAUAAUAGGCAAAGAGAUUUCCUUCCCUUCCCCCUCUCCCACACAGUCUUUCUAGAUGCCCUUGGAAUGAAGAUGUCCUUCCAUUUAUAACUUCUCAACCCUAGCAAUAAAGCUUCACCAUGCAGUUCAAGACUUGUCAUGUUAUACAUGAAUCUAAGGACUUGCCUGUAAUGGAUGCAUUUUGACCAAAUCCCAGUAAUGUGAUUUCUUUGAAGUUGUUUUCAAGUUUUUGAUUCUUGAGAUUACCAAUGUAUAAAAAACAUUUCACAGCUCUCAAUAAAUAUUUGCUGUCACUGUU